AUGUGGUGGAGCUCCAGCUGGGGGUUCCUGGUCGCCGUUCAUGGGGUGGCGCUGGUCAACAAGGGUGUCGAUGGAUGGGUUGCUCGCCAGCAAGUGUCCCCUGCGCAUGCCCUUGUUGACGUGAACCCUAGGCACCACCCGCUAAAGGUGUCAGGGGUUUCGGUAGGGGCAGCUAGGUAA
Pyricularia grisea is the source of this 180-nucleotide messenger RNA. RefSeq lists its product as uncharacterized. The transcript has a single exon. Lineage: Eukaryota; Fungi; Ascomycota; Sordariomycetes; Magnaporthales; Pyriculariaceae. Bases 1 to 180 code for a protein of 59 amino acids. The record is from RefSeq and is a predicted model, not a curated record.